CGCAUAAAGGGGAAGAUGCGGAUCCAGGCCCAAAAACCCACCAACCAAACCACAGCCGUAUUGCCACCAACACAGACAGCCGAGGAAGGAGCCCGACAGCACAGCCGGGGGAGCCAGGCUCUACUCCUUCCUGAAGAAGAUGACAGCACAGGCUUGGAGCCUGUCGUCGCGGUGGGCCGUGCUGGUGGUGGGGAUUCCUGUUAUGUCCCUGUCACUGUGGAAGGGGUGCCCUGCACUGCGCUGGUGGACACAGGCUCGACAGUGACCCUGGUGAGAUCAGAUGUGUUGCCCAGUGGGACUCAAUUAGAACCGACAGCGGUGCGUCUACGCACAGUCACGGGAGAGCUGGCACCUAUGAAAGGAAAAGGCAUGCUGACUGUGUCGGUGGGGGGAGUUGAAGUGCAGCAUCCGGUGUGGAUAGCAGAUGUACAGGAUCCGUGUAUUCUGGGCUUGGACUUUUUGAGGGCGUCUGGUUGCCACCUGGACCUUCAGGCAGGCACAGUGAGUUUCCACGGGGGGCCUGUGAUCACUAUGACCCGUAUCCACACCCCUGCUGAACCGGCUGGGACACACCCCGUGAGUACCCUGGAAACGGAAAAUAAUCCUCCCUCUUUGCCUUUAUCCCCGGUGACGCCCACUCAGGGCAACUCCACACCUGUCGCCCCCGGCCUGUGCCACCCGACCACAGCCCCUCCCCAGUUACCCCAGACUGGGGUGGAAGAGGCUCAGCCGGCAGUAUGGGAGGUGUGGAGGAAGAACUGUGGCGGCCUUAAUCCCGAGCAGCAAGAGCAAUUGUGGCAGCUGCUGCUAGAGUUCCAGGGCAGUUUCGCCAUGAGUGAGGGGGAGGUGGGCCGAACUCAUCUGGUAGAACACGAGAUUGACACAGGGGACUCGCGCCCCAUCAAGUGUCGCCCUCGCCGACUUCCCCUGGCUCGUCAGCAGGCUUGUGACGAGGCAGUGCAGAGCAUGCUGCAGGCAGACAUCAUCGAGCCCUCCGACAGCCCGUGGGCAGCACCUGUAGUCAUGGUCCCAAAGAAGAUAGGUGGCUGGCGGCUGUGCUCAGACUACAGGCCGGUGAACGGGGUCACUAAGAAGGAUUCAUACCCACUUCCCCGCAUCGAUGAGUCCCUGGACCUGGUCUCCGGGUCGUCGUGGUUCUCCUCCUUGGACCUCCGCAGUGGGUAUUACCAAGUCCCUCUGGCCCCAGAGGCCAGGCCAAAAACUGCUUUCUGCACCGGCCGGGGACUAUGGCAGUUCAAGGUCCUCAGUUUUGGGCUUUGUAAUGCCCCUGCCACCUUUGUGCGGUUGAUGGACAGGGUGCUGUCUGGUAUUCCCCGUCAGCAGUGCUUGGUAUACCUGGACGACAUCCUGGUGCAUGGCGGCUCGUUUGAGGCGGCCCUGGGAUCUCUAAGAGUGGUGCUGGAAAGGAUCAGAGCCGCUGGCCUGAAGCUACACCCAGAGAAGUGCCAUUUCAUGCAGAGAGAGGUCACUUUCCUGGGCCACAAAGUGGGGGGCGAAGGCAUCGGCACCCUACAAGAGAAAGUGCAGGCGGUCGCGGACUGGCCAAAUCCUCGCAACCAGAAGGAGCUGAAGAGUUUCCUGGGCCUGGCCUCGUACUAUAGGAAGUUUGUACGGGGUUUUGCUUGCACUGCUGCACCCCUGUUCCAGCUGCUACAGAAAGACAGUGAUUUCCUCUGGUCUGAGCAAUGUCAAGCAGCGUUUGACAGCCUUCGGCGUGCCUUGAGUGAAGCCCCGGUUCUCGCCCCGGCCAACCCCAGUCUGCCUUUCACCCUGGACACAGACGCUAGCGGAGUGGGCGUAGGCGGAGUGCUCUCACAGACUACACCAGAGGGGGAGCGGGUGGUGGCAUACUUCAGCCGGGCGUUCAACAAAGCCGAGCGACGGUACUGCGUGACUCGCAGGGAACUCUUGGCAGUGGUGCUGUCCAUCAGGCACUUUAAAUACUACCUGUGUGGCCAGGCGUUCACGGUGAGGACUGAUCACUCUGCAUUACAGUGGCUCAUGACAUUCAAGGAGCCAGAAGGGCAGGUCGCCAGGUGGUUAGAAGAGCUCCAAGCUUUCGACUUCAGGGUGGAGCACCGGGCUGGAGUGCGUCACACAAACGCAGACGCUCUCUCCCGCCGCCCGUGUGCCGCCGGCGGAUGCCACUACUGUGAGAAGAGAGAGACCCGUGACAAGGAGCUGCUGGAGGAGGACACCGUCUGUGCUGCAGCUCGUCAAGUUGAAGAGGUCGUUUGCCGGGAGCUCCAGACAGUGGAUGUGGCAGAGUGGAAGCAACAGCAAGAGCUGGACACAGACAUACAGCCUGUACUGCAGUGGGUCGAGGCGCAGCAGCGGCCACCGUGGGAGGAAGUGGCAGUGUUCUCCAAAUCAACCAAGGGGCUGUGGUCUCAGUUUGAGGCUCUGCGCCUGUGUCAGGGCGUACUGCAGCGUGCGUGGAAGGAGCCAGCUACGGGAGAGAAGAGAUGGCAGGUGGUGGUCCCGAAGGGUCUGCAAGAGGCGGUACUCAAGGCCAUGCAUGGAACGGCAGGCUCCGGGCACUUUGGCGUCACUAAGACUCUCCGCCGCCUUCGCCAGGGCUGCUACUGGGGGCGGUGCCGGAGGGAUGUCGAAGACUUUUGUCGCCGCUGUGACCCUUGUAUGGCUCGUAAGGGUCCCCCUGGUCGUUCCCAUGCUCCACUGCAACAGUUUCCCGUGGGGGCCCCAAUGGAGAGAGUAGCGGUUGAUGUGGUGGGGCCUCUGCCUCUGUCAAGCAGGGGUAACCGCUACGUCCUCACUGCCAUAGACUAUUUCACAAAAUGGCCAGAGGCGUAUGCCCUCCCUGAUCAGGAAGCAGUGACAGUCGCAGAUGCUUUGGUGGCCGGCAUGUUCAGCCGGUUUGGAGUGCCGGAGUCCCUGCACAGUGACCAGGGGAGGAACUUCGAGUCCCGGGUGUUCGCCUCCAUGUGCACACAACUGGGCAUGCGAAAAACACGCACCUCCCCCUUGCGGCCUCAGAGCGACGGACUAGUCGAGAGAUUCCAUCGCACCAUGGGCCAGCAGCUGGCCAUCCUCACGUCUCAGCACCAGCGUGACUGGGACGAACAUCUGCCCCUUGUGCUCAUGGCAUGUCGCUCUGCAGUCCAGGAGUCCUCAGCCUGUUCUCCUGCUCUCCUCAUGUUAGGGAGAGAGCUUCGCACCCCUGCUGUUUUGGCGUUUGGUCAACCGCCAGAUUCCCUGGACACUCCUCCAGGGCCUGAGUACGCCAGGAGACUUCAAGACCGCCUGGAUUCCGCUCACGCUUUUGCCCGCGAUCAGCAGAAAAGUGCUGGGGUGAGACAGAAGCGGAACUAUGACACCAGGACAAGAGGGCAGCACUUCCAGGCCGGGGUGCUGGUCUGGGUCUACAGCCCACAACGGAAAAAAGGCCGGUGCCCAAAACUGGACAGCCAGUGGGUUGGUCCCUGCAGAGUACUGGAGAGGGUGGGGGAAGUCGUCUACAGAGUGCAGCUGCCUCCCAAGGGGAGAAAAGUUGUGCUCCACAGAGACAGGUUGGCCCCUUACAGAGGAGUCGCUUCUCCACAUGCCCAAGGGACACCGGGGCCCACGGCCUCCCCCUCGACACCCCCACCCAGGUCCCCCGGCGAGCAGAGCAGCAGCCCCCCGUCAGUGACUGAGUUCCCCCCCACUUUCUUCCCCUUUCCCCUGCCUGGACCAGAACCGGCACCCCCUGUCCCCCUGACCCCAGCCCCCCUGCCGAGAAGGCAGACACGACCCCCAAGUCGGUUCAGAGACUUUGUGUGGUAG
Messenger RNA from Trematomus bernacchii (emerald rockcod), 3807 nucleotides. RefSeq names its product retrovirus-related Pol polyprotein from transposon 412. Gene Ontology annotation, biological process: proteolysis; DNA integration. Lineage: Eukaryota; Metazoa; Chordata; Actinopteri; Perciformes; Nototheniidae. The coding region runs from base 16 to 3807 and encodes 1263 amino acids. Gene Ontology annotation, molecular function: aspartic-type endopeptidase activity; nucleic acid binding. The transcript has a single exon. The record is from RefSeq and is a predicted model, not a curated record.